AGAGAGACCUUCCUCACAUGUCUCCUGACCAUUCUGUCAAAUCACGCAACAUGUGAAGCCCCUGCGAUCCAACAGCCCGUAAAACGUUCUCUCUGGAUACUUAAUUAAGCGGCUUUAAAUGUGCAUCUUUUCCGGAUAACACUUUUGACUUGUCUUGGGGGCUUUUUUCUUUCUGAUACAUUGGCUCAGAGGGCUUUCUGUGGACUGAGAUGGUGCAAUGCUCCGCGGGACAGCACCGCGUGUAUGUUGGCUGUGGAUCCUGCUCUCCAGUGUGUUGAUCUGGAGAGUUCACUGCGCCAGCGCGCAGAGCUGUCAUGAGGUUAAAACCGCUUUCCAGCUGCGCCAAGUCGGUUCAUUAAGAUUGGUUCCGGAGACCGCAGCAACAGAUGCAGAUCUUCUCAUCUGCAAACACCAGGGUCCCACGUGCUGCACCCGCAAGAUGGAGGAGAGCUACUACGCUGCUGCCCAGAGAGACACACUCCAGAACAUUCUCUCCUACAGCUUCGAACUCAAAUAUCUCAUCCUGGGCCAUGCCUCUUCCUUCCAGGAUACCUUCCAUUCCCUGCUCUCCUUCACACUAAAUCAUACCUACUCGCUCUUCGACAGCACAUAUCAGACAAUCUCUCACGACGCGAAACCCUUGGUGUCUACCCUCUUCUCUGACCUUGAGCUCUAUCUCCGUGGUGAUGCUAGGAUCUCUGUGGAAUACUCAGUCCAAAGUUUCUACGACAAACUUUUCCCAUUGGUAUACCAGCACCUGGUCAAUCCUGGCUUGGGCUCAAAUGUUUCUACCUGGUCCUCUGAAGGAAGCAAGUGCCUACGUGCCACUCGGCAUGACGUCAAGCCCUUUGGCCCUCACCCGCAAGAACUUGCUCAGGGACUGUCUAGGGCACUAGUGGCUGGUCGUGCCCUCAGUAGGGCACUGAAGGUGGGUGCUGAGGUUCUGAAUGCUACCGAGUUGGUGGGGAUGGCGCGGCAAUGUGGACGUGCACUGGUGCGGAUGCAGUUCUGUCCGCACUGCCGUGGAUUGACCCUCAUCCGGCCUUGUGGAGGCCUGUGUCUCAAUGUGAUGCGGGGUUGCCUCGCAGGAUUUGCUGAACUGGAUGGGCCCUGGAGACGUUAUGUAGCAUUAAUGGAGCGGCUGAGCGGGGCACUAGCAGGAGGAUACGAACUGGAACUGGCACUUCUACGAAUCCGGGAAAGAAUUAAUGAUGCCAUCCUUACUGCGCAACUCCAUGGACCGCAUCUCAGCGCCGUGGUGGGUAAAGUUUGUGGUUCCUUGACUGAACCCGUUUCCUCCACUCCAGUCAGUCCCACCUCUAGAAGUUUGAGUCCUUCACUACACCCAACCAUCGAACUCCAAACCUCAGUCACAUCUUCCAGUCCUACAACGCUACCUGACACAGACAACCAACAUGAGCACAUUACACUAAAAAGAAGGUCUCUGCCUCUGAAACCAUCCAAAAACGACAAACCCAGAAGCCUGAAAAAGAUUUCAAAGGAGUUCAUGGGCUACAUCCAGCGGUACAAAUCAUUCUUCUCCACGCUGCCGGUGAUGCUGUGCGAGGGCGAGGUGGUGAUGGAUGAAAACACCUGCUGGAGUGGAGAAGAUGUGGUGGAGAGUUAUACAGGUCAUGUGGUGGGGAAUGGACUGCAAGCCCAGAGGCACAACCCAGAGAUAAAAGUCAGAAGUGUGGAUCCAAUCCUUAUCAACGUUAAGGAAAAGCUAGAGCACUUCAACCAGGAGAUGUGGGGAGACGUGGGUUUGGGAACAGAUGGUGGUGAGGAUGUGGAGACCAGCAGCGGUGAUGCAGCAGAAGGCAGCGGUGAGUGCGAUGAUGAAGACGGCUGUCAAGGAUCGGGCCAUGGUGAAGACAAGACUGGUGAGUUCAUUCGUCCACUACAUCUCAGCUCAAAGACAACUGUCUCUCUGCGUUUACCUGCACAGGAAGCCAUUAUCCCAAUCCAGCCCCCCAACUCCAGACCCAAACCGGGUGCGCACAGUAGUGGAGUCGUCCACAUCCCAAACAUCUCAUCCGUCUUAUUUCUUCCUCUCUUACUCAAAAUACAGCUCCUUCUUUGGCCCGAUGGAUUCUGAUGCACAGUAAAAAGACUGAACGAUUCAAGCAUGCAUUUGCACUAGGCCCUUAGAAGUCUGCACAUUUGUCUUCUGAUCUCAUCAGAUGCUCAGUAAGUUCUCAUGUCGGCCCCCCCACAGGAUGUUACUAUUCAAAAACUGGUUAUUCGUUUGCUCUGGCUGUUUGAAAGGGUUUUAUGUAGCUAUUGAGUAGUGUCAGACAUAAAUGUGUGAUCAAGUUACACCAUCAUUUCUUUGGUGGUUUUACUGUCAUAAUUUAUAGUGCUGCUGUUUUGAAACUUUAUUCAAUACGGAUUUACAAAUAUGUUUGUCUGGUUCAGUACAUUUUAGAGUAACACAUCACAUCCUGAAUUCAUUUACACCCUCCUGCAGGAAUUAUGUGGAAAGGCUGUUUUGUUUUUAUACAUGCGUGAGUAUUAUUGUGGAUUAUAUUCAAGAAAGAAUGAGCUGUUUUAAUUCUCCUGUAUCAUUGUACCUGGGUGAAUUUUACAAAGGUUGUAUUUACCCCAAUAUAUAUAAAAUUACAUUAAUAAUGAAAUGAUUUUAGAGUUAGGAAAAUUUAUACCAAUUGUGCAAGAUUAAGAUUUUUCCCAAUUCUUAUUUCUAUAGUCUGAAAAAAUAAAUAAAUGAAAUAAAAUUAAACAAAUUCCCCAAAAUACAGUAAUGACAAUUAUAAUUAUUUGCAUCACAGAGGAAAAUCGACAUAAUUGGCAUUAAAAUAAUACAAGUAAUGCAAUAAAUAAAUCUUAAUUGUCUGC
Messenger RNA from Carassius carassius (crucian carp), 2856 nucleotides. Its product is annotated as glypican-5-like. Gene Ontology annotation, biological process: regulation of protein localization to membrane; cell migration; positive regulation of canonical Wnt signaling pathway. Gene Ontology annotation, cellular component: extracellular region; cell surface; plasma membrane. The transcript is spliced from 9 exons. Lineage: Eukaryota; Metazoa; Chordata; Actinopteri; Cypriniformes; Cyprinidae. The record is from RefSeq and is a predicted model, not a curated record. The coding region runs from base 218 to 2098 and encodes 626 amino acids.